CCCCCCCCCUCCCGUGACCCCAUGUGCGUGCAGGGCGCCGCGGUGGGUGCGCGUGGGGGAGCUGGUGGUGGGGUCGACGCGCGACAGCCAGCACGAGGACGUGGCGGUGGCGCAGGCGCUCCCGCACCCGGGCUACCGGCGCCCGCGCCUCUACCACGACAUCGCGCUGCUGCGCCUGGCGCGCCCGCUCGCCUUCCGCGAGAGCGUCCGCCCCGCGUGCCUCUACGAGCGCCGGCCCGCGCCCGCCACCAAGGCCGUCGCCACCGGCUGGGGCGCCACCGACCGAUUUAAUGUUCUCGAAAAAUCAAGGGAAUUGAUGAAGGUAGUCUUUCCGAUUCACGACACAGAAGUUUGCCAGAAAACGUAUCCCCCUGAUGAAAAACAACCCGAAGGCUUCUUGGGGGAAUCUAUGGUGUGCGCUGGUUCCUUGAAGUCGGACAAAGACACCUGCAAGGGCGACUCCGGGGGGCCUCUGCAGGUGCGCCUCGAGCAGCCCUACUGCAUGUACGGCCUGGUGGGCUUGACGUCGUUCGGCAAGCACUGCGGCUCCAAGAACCCGGCUGUCUACACGCGCGUGGCGCACUACGUGCCGUGGAUCGAGAGCGUCGUGUGGCCCGAGGAGCGGUAGCCCGCAAUUGCGCUUCACUCGCGUGGCACAUCUCUUCACGUCACUGCAGUGCCUCUGCCCGGUUGGGUCCUGAUUUCGAGUCCUGGCGGUGGCAGGAUUUUUUUCACUAGCUAAAUCGAAUUAAACCGCUGUCUGGAGAAGAGUUACGGCGGUUGCCUGCUGUGUCAGUUUUUCGUGGUUUCUCAGAUCAACACUAGGCGAAUGCCGUAGUGGUACAAUAACAAACGGGCCAUGGACUGCGCACGACCUUUUCCUCCUCUUCCUUAUCAUAUUCUCAACCUUUACUUACACACACGCACUUAUAUGAAUUACACUACCACAAAUGCUGGGAGACCAGUCGGGAGCUUAAAGCUCGUCUCGACUGAGUCAAUGCGCUAGCGGGAGAUACCUGGAUAGAAAAACUCCGCAAUCUGGCAUGUAUGGCGGCGCGUGAUAUCACUAUCCAGCGGGGAAAGGUCUCCGUCACCUCCCGUAAUAAAACAUUCACUACACUUACGAGUCUAAUGCUCUGAGCAGUGACGCGCCCGAAAACAUUAAUCAAUCAAUCAUUGUGACUCGUCUCCAACCUUGAUAAAUUCAACAUUGAUAUUUCGAAUAUUAAAGAAAGAAUUAUCUAAUAUUUUGACAAUUAAUCAGUAAAACGUUUUCCCCCCUUUGGCGUGGGAACGUUUGAAUUUCCCGAAAUGUUCUGACCUUGGCUGCUCUUUUCGGCCACCACAUGAUAUCAUUAACUUUCACAUUGUCCAACAACUCGUACCUCUUCCUUCCCCUUUUCUUCGUUCUCAGAUUGCGGCGUCAAAUCCCUCCUAUUAUUAACACUUUUUUCGUGACAGUUCUUUUUAAAUGAUAUUCGGUAUUGUCUCCCUUUCUCCACCAACCCUUGCCAGUACUUCUUUCUUUAGAAUUCCAUCAUCCCAGUAUUUCGUGGAAACGAAUUUGGAACAACGUAAGGCAAUUCUAAAUUCAUAAUGAAGGUAAAAAUGGGAAGAAUUAGAGAGAAAAAGAAUUGGUGGAUUUCAAGGUACUACUUCAGUGACUCAACUAAAAACAUGAACUCGAGAGAAAGCUUAAUUGAUAUGAACAAGGACACGUGAAUGUGAAGACUUAACUUGCAAGAAGCAUCGUGCGCUAUUAACAGCACUGUUAAAAAACAAUCCUUUCGUUCCAUUCACAGUUUCAAGGAAUUUCCGUUUUUAAUUUGCGCUUCAUAUACAAUGCACUGUAUUUAUUACAUUGAAUGGCAAAUUCACUCUCCGAGAAUACAGGGUUUUAUUUUAACAUUUUCACAGGUGAUUCUCGAUGCAAAAAGACCUACCAUCGUCAGUUACUUAAAAAGUAAAUUAUCUACCUUCAAUAUACGCUAUCUCCUCUUUACGGUGUUCCUGAGUAUAUUACAUACCUCGCACAGGAUUCUAUGAACCAGUAUAACUAAAAGCAGAGUCAGAGAACCGCACGGAAUUAUUUACAGAAUAUGAGCGAGAUUGAUGGGAAAUAUUCGUAGAGAUACGAAGCAGAAAAGGAGAAUUAAGGCGUUGGUGCAUACCCAGUUUUCAGAAGUGUCCUGCCUUCAUUCUGAUUACGUUUUAGACUUCAGGAAGUUUUUGACGAUAUUAUAGGGUACAGAGCUCUUGAGUUGCCUAACGCUUAGACGCCAGAUUUUUCUUUCUUACCUCCUAUUUUCUUUAUAGAAACAACUACUCCCCUACGUCUGCCAGUGUUUUUUCUGAAGUAUAUUAAGAAUCAUUCUGUAUGCAAUUGUGUUAAUAGUUAUUUCUUAUUGAAAAAUAAAAUAAAAUUGUUUUACCUGACAAAGA
This is a messenger RNA of Gryllus bimaculatus (two-spotted cricket), 2442 nucleotides long. The record is from the annotation of a GenBank genome assembly. NCBI's taxonomy places the organism in Eukaryota, Metazoa, Arthropoda, Insecta, Orthoptera, Gryllidae.